Messenger RNA from Peromyscus californicus insignis, 10924 nucleotides. It is a transcript of the gene Rint1, whose product is annotated as RAD50 interactor 1. Lineage: Eukaryota; Metazoa; Chordata; Mammalia; Rodentia; Cricetidae. Gene Ontology annotation, biological process: retrograde vesicle-mediated transport, Golgi to endoplasmic reticulum; endoplasmic reticulum to Golgi vesicle-mediated transport; regulation of ER to Golgi vesicle-mediated transport. The record is from RefSeq and is a predicted model, not a curated record. The transcript has 15 exons. Gene Ontology annotation, cellular component: Dsl1/NZR complex. The coding region runs from base 77 to 2428 and encodes 783 amino acids.
GAAGGAACAUUGGUGACCCUGUAAGGUGGCACAGACCUCCCUGGGGAGAUUGUCCCCGCCAGGUUAACCUGGAAGCAUGUGGAGGUGGUUCCCACGGUCCGAGGCAGUCAAGGACUUCCCAGGGGAAGUAGUCACAGUGGAGUGUCUUUCAUUGUCCCAGGAAGAUGACAGUAUUGGAAGUUGGCGGUGGCCUCAGUGUCCUGGCAGGUGCUGUACCGCAAGCGGUGACGAAAUGAAGAACACAGAGGAGAAAAGUGACAUGAACAUUGCAUCUCUUGUUGGAAGGGAGCAGCUCAUGCAAGGUAGAGAUGAAGAUCAGCUUCCCCUGAAUGUGUCUGCGUUUAUAGAAAAGGAAGUGGGAAGUGACCUUAAAUCUUUAAAGAAACUUGGCAAACUCAUAGAACAGAUGACAGAAAACAAAAUGAAGUUAGAAGAACAGGUACUUACAAUUUCAUCAGAAAUCCCUAAAAGAAUUCAAAGUGCUUUAAAAGAUGCAGAGGAAUCCCAACAAGUUCUUAAUCAGUUUCUGGAGCAGGAAACUCCUCUCUUCAGCUCCAUCAUUAGCCAUUUGCUGACUGCACAGCCCUGGAUGGAUGAUCUUGGGGCCAUGAUCAACCAGAUAGAAGAGAUUGAGCAGCAUCUCACAUACCUUAAAUGGGUUUCACAGAUCGAAGAGCUAAGUGAUAACAUUCAGCAAUACCUGAUGACCAAUAAUGUGCCAGAGGCUGCCUCUAUCCUGGUGACCAUGACAGAACUUGACAUCAAGCUUCAGGAGUCAUCUUGUACUCAUCUUCUUAGUUUCAUGAGAGCCACCGUUAAAUUCUGGCAUAAAAUUCUCAAGGACAAGCUUACCAGUGAUUUUGAGGAAAUUUUAGCACAGCUUCAUUGGCCAUUCAUCACACACACCCAGUCUCAAACUGUUGGCAUAAGCCUGCCUGCUAGUGCCCCUGAGGUGUAUGCUACUCUGGAGACACUGUUUUGUCAGCUGUUGAAACUACAAGCCUCAGAUGAAUUACUAACUGAGCCCAAACAACUCCCAGAAAAAUAUUCUCUUCCUGCAUGCCCUUCUGUGAUCCUGCCCAUCCAGAUCAUGCUGACUCCCCUUCAGAAGAGAUUCAAGUACCACUUCAGAGGCAACCGGCAGACGAAUGUUAUCAGUAAGCCUGAAUGGUACUUGGCUCAGGUACUUAUGUGGAUUGGAAACCAUGCUCACUUUCUGGAUGAGAAGAUUCAGCCAAUAUUGGAGAAAGCAGGCUCUGCAGUCAAUGCAAGGCUUGAGUUUUCUCGGGGCCUUAUGAUGCUCAUACUUGAGAAGUUGGCUUCCGAUAUACCUUGCCUGCUCUAUGAUGACAAUCUCUUCUGUCAUUUGGUGGAUGAGGUGCUGUUGUUUGAAAGGGAGCUGCACAGUGUUCAUGGUUAUCCUAGCACUUUUGCUAGUUGUAUGCAUAUUCUGUCAGAGGAAACCUGUUUUCAGAGAUGGUUGACUGUGGAGAGAAAAUUUGCUCUUCAAAAAAUGGACUCAAUGCUUUCGUCAGAGGCUGCCUGGGUAUCCCAGUAUAAAGACAUCACUGAUGUGGAUGAAAUGAAGGUUCCAGACUGUGCAGAAGUUUUUAUGACUUUACUUUUGGUUAUAACUGACAGGUAUAAAAAUCUCCCCACAGCUCCUCGAAAGCUGCAGUUCCUGGAGUUACAGAAGGACCUAGUAGAUGAUUUUAGGAUACGAUUAACACAGGUGAUGAAAGAAGAGACUAGAGCUUCACUUGACUUUCGAUACUGUGCAAUUCUUAAUGCCGUGAACUACAUCUCAACAGUACUGGCAGAUUGGGCUGACAAUGUUUUCUUUCUGCAGCUUCAACAGGCAGCACUGGAGGUCUUUGCAGAGAAUAAUGCCCUCAGUAAGCUGCAGCUGGGACAACUAGCCUCCAUGGAAAGCUCUGUCUUCGAUGACAUGAUUAAUCUCUUAGAGCGUUUAAAGCUUGAUAUGUUGACUCGCCAAGUAGAUCACGUUUUUAGAGAAGUGAAAGAUGCUGCAAAAUUGUAUAAGAAAGAAAGGUGGCUGUCCCUGCCAUCUCAGUCUGAACAGGCAGUGAUGUCCCUGUCCAGCUCAGCCUGCCCACUUCUGCUGACCUUACGGGACCGUCUGCUUCAGCUGGAGCAGCAGCUUUGUUUCUCCUUAUUCAGAAUCUUCUGGCAAAUGCUUGUAGAGAAGCUGGAUGUAUACAUCUAUCAGGAGAUAAUCCUUGCUAAUCAUUUCAACGAAGGAGGAGCAGCCCAGUUGCAGUUUGAUAUGACACGGAAUCUUUUCCCUUUGUUUUCUCACUAUUGCAAGAGACCGGAAAACUAUUUUAAACAGAUCUCUCUACGUAACCCUGCCUAUCCUGGAACUCACAAUAUAGAUCAGGCUGUCUUUGAAAUCACAGAGUUCUGAGUGCUGGGAUUAAAGGCAUACUCCAACAUGCCCCACAUUGAUGAGGUUUCCUAAUGAAAAAGAAUAAGGCCGCCUCUAUAACUUUCUCUCUAACUCUAUCAUUACUCCUUUCUUUCCUUAGGGUAAGUUUUCCCUGCUUUCUCUUUGUAGUUACUGAAAGUUAAAGGGAAUGAAAUAUUUCACCCAAAAGGUAAUGGGUGUUGAGUGGGGAGAUGGCUUAGUAGGUAAAGUGCUUACUGUGCAAGUGUGAGGACCUGAGUUUGAAUCCUCAGAACCCAUGUAAAGCUGGACACAGUAGGGUGAACUCUGCUUCUACAGCAAGGUGCAAGGUGGAGAUGGAGAAUCCUGUAAGGUUGUGAGCUAGCUAGCCUGGGGUACACAGCACUGCAGCACGCAACAAAGACAAGGUGGGAGGUGAAAAUUGACAACUGAGAUUUCUGUGACCUCCAUGACCAUGCAUGCACACAUAUACACACAAACACAUGCACACCCACAUCCACAUACACUAAUCAAGAAAGGGGAGUGGUACUUCCUGUGCUUGGUAUUAAUACUUCAAAAUCAUACCAUGUUAUUAAAAUCUAAAGAGCUUAUGCUUUGUCCCUGAGUUUAUCCAUUUAUUAAAUGUACAUUAUUUAAAACUUCACCUGCAACACACAGACCCAAGUGUCUUAGGGCUGGAAAAAUGAGAAUGAGAGAAGAAAUGAAAAUUUACGAACAAUAAUUAUUUUCAACUGGAGAAGUUAUGGAGUAGCCUUACUCUGUAGGUCACACUGACCUUUAUACUGCACAAAUGAUAAGCAGCCUCUGCCAGAGUAGUCCACCAUCUCAAACAUUGACAUGAUGUCAGUAAAGAAAGGAAGUGUUCUUCAAGACUCUCAGCUGUUCCUAAAGAGAAAUUAAAGUUUCUCUCUUUUUUUUUGCAAAUAAAUAGUUGAAAUUCAUUGUUGUAUGAAAUUAAACUGUGUCAUAAGUAGAAAUAGUCACUUAAGAGUUAGAUGUCUAUGUUCAAAGUACUGUGCCAGUCACUGCGGAUUCAGUCUCCCAUGAAACUCAACUACAGCAUAGAACACUUAUGUAACUGAACUCAGCAGUGCUCUACAUCAGAGGGCUGAGUGUUACAGCAUGGAGACUGGACCUGGGUUUUUUUUUUUUAGGUUCCCAGAUCUAAUUUUCAGACACAGAUGGAAACCAGAAAGAUGGGACAGCAUGAUGCAGGGAAGAAGCUAGCCAGCUAAGACACAGGGAACAGAGACAGUCUUAGACUCAGUUUUCUGACGAGGUAGCAUGUUUAUGUCUAACAUAGAAGCAGUGCUCUGGAUCAACAGGCUCUUCUAUUGAACUGAUUUUAAAAGCAGAAAAUCCAAUCUACUUUCCAAAAAUAAUGAGACAGUCAUGGCAGAAGUCUAUGAUCUGUUUUAACAAGUUUUUCUAAAAUUUUUAUCUUGACACUCAUAUUAAUCAACUUUUUUAAUGAUAAGACAAAAAUGAUCAAACAUAAUAUUUAUAAUUGACAUUAUAUAAAUCCCAUCUACAUUAAUUAUCCUCUCACUUAAGUGUUCCAUUUUUCAGACUGUCUAAUUUUUUAUCAAACAGAGACCAAACACCCUCCAUUGUAAAAAUGUUUACCAUUUUUUGAUGUGGGAAAAAACUUUCUUUUAACUAAUUCCUGUCCUUAACAAAUCCCAGUUGACUCACCAGAUCUGCCGACAAUAAGAUUCAGAUGAUGGUGUGGCAGCAGCCCGAGGUGGGGUGGCCCAGAGAAAGCCAAAACCCACUGGGAGAGGAAAGAAGUGAAAAAUCCAGCCAUCUGCACAGGGAACACAAGAAAGUGGCUAACUCCUAUGGUUUUUGGAGCCCAGAAACCUAUGGAGUUUGCUUCAGAGAGGCUACAAUAAAUACCUUAGCCAGUGGAUUAAGGACUCCAGCUCACGUGGGGUUGAGACUCUGGCCGUAUGCCGCUUGGACCCGAGCCAGGGUCUGCAAAGCAAGCAUCUUUUUCAUGAAUUCAUGCCCCACAAAUUGGACGCCGGAUGUUGUUCGAAUCUUAGAUGGUCUUUUAAUAAAAAAUCAGAGCCACAUAUCAGGGUGAAAGCGGAAAGAUGAAGCAGAAUAGCCAGCUACUAGUUCUUACCUCUGUGAAAUUCUCAGUCUAAAGAGAGUGAGUUCCUGUUUCCUCAUGCCUUAUGUACCUUUCUGUGCCCGACAUCACUUCCUAGGAUUAAAGACAUGUAUGCUUCCCAAGCAAAGGCAUGAGAUCUCAAGUCCUGGGAAUAAGGGUGUGUGCUACCAGUGCCUGACCACUAUGUCUAAUCUAGUGGCUGGCUCUGUCCUCUGAUCCUCAGGCAAGCUUUAUUAGGGUACACAAUAUAUCACCACAACACGUACACACGCACCUUUUAACAAACAAUGCACUCAGCAACCUGGGAACUCCACCUGCAUUGAGCUGCAUAUUCACCUCUCUCCAAACAGGCAGUUGGGUCAAGUUCCAUUGCCUUGAUAACUCCCCCUUUGUGGCCAAAUACAUUCUGAAACUAGGUGUAGUCUGAUCCCAGGACUCCAUAACAGAAGGAGAGAAAAGAAACCUCAAGCUGCCUUCUAGGCUUCACACACUUGCAUAUAUGUAUGCACUGAAUAAAUGAAUGAAUAUAUAUAAUUUUAAAGUGAAGAGAGAAUCAGAAAACUACUUACAUUGUAGAUUACCCUUAGCAAACAACUCCUACUUUUGGAAUGGAAAAGAAACCUUAGGAAGCAAUCAGUGACUCUUGAGUGACUCUCACUCAGAGCCCAAUGCUCUCUGGUGGUCUAUCUGGCCUGUACUCUGUUUGCUUCUCAAUAAAAUCUUUAGCUUCUUUCUAUUUUGUGUGCUUCUUCAAUACUUUGGACAAGAUGCUAAGAAUCUGGAUACACCAGUGUAGAGAGAGACCCCUGACAACAUAUGAGUUAAUAUUAGACCAAGAAGACUGAGAGCUAGGGUCACAGUGUUAAAUACUGAGAGGAACUAUACAUGUGGAGUUACACACACACACACACACACACACACACACACACACACACAUAUUUGGGUGAAUUAGUGAUACAUAGAAAACUGAGCAAAUAGUAUUAAGUUUAGAGGAAAAAAUACCAAAGGAAAUGUAAUCAAAACAUUAUAUACCUAUAUCUAUAGAUAGAUAGAUAGACAGACAGACAGAUAGAUACACUAGCUGUAGACAUUUGUGUAAAAUAGCAUUGACAGUUCUGAACGUUGGCUGUACUAAAUUUGUGUUUUAAAUUUAAUGGUAAGGAGAGAUAAGUCAGUGGUUAAGAGCACUUGUUUUUCUUGCAGAGGAUCUAGUUCAGGUCCCAGCAUGCAUAUGGUGCCUCAUAACCACAAGUUAUUCCAGUUUUCGAGUUCCAGGAUAUCUGACACUCUCUUCUGACCUCAGGCACCAGGUACACCCAUGAUGCACAGACAUAUAUGCAGGCAAAAAAAACUUUAUAUAUUUAAAUAAAAAUUUAAAAUAAAAAUAAUUCAAAAGACUUUUCUCAUCCCCUAGGUGGUCUUACUAGUUUUCGUUAUUUCCUGAGUUGGAAUGGUAUUUCUGUUUCUUUCCUUAGAAGGAAAUGGACAUUUUGGAAUUUUGCACACAUUAUGAAGGUUAGCAGGCCCAAUCGCCCUGGGAGGAUGCAAUGCCAUUUUCAUCUCCACAUGACUUCUUACCAUACACCAACAAAAAAUUAUGAAAUAACCCAAACUUUGAAAUGGUAUGUCUAAAGUAUGAGAAUAUCAGGAAAAUCUGGCUCCCCAGGAGGAUCCCAGCAGCUCAUGGUGUCAGAUGUUUAGCUUCCUUACUAAAUUAGAGACUCCUUGGAAUUGAAAAGCCCUGUUGCUUGCCUAGCCAAGGCUGGUUUAGCUGUAAUUCAUUUGAUCUUCAUUAUGUUCCCAUGAGCUUCUGUACUAUUGUUUCCAGUUUCCAGUGGAAGAGACUGACACUCAUUACUAAGGGGUAGACCUGGAGCUAGACAGUCCCCAGAUUCUGCUACCCUCUGAGUCCUCUCCUAGUCUUCCUGCCACACCAAGGUAGAGGCAGGUACCAAGAGGCUAUUUCUCAUGUUUGAUUUUGGGGAGGAUGUCAAUAUUUUUCAGCAGAGUACCUUGGCAGGUCAGAGCCAAGGAAUGCCACAAAGUCAUCAUGCAACAGAUUUCACACAAGAGAUUUAGUGAGGGAGAGGGAGUGAAAGGCUACCUCAGACCAGGGACAAGAGAGAAAGGGGUGGGGAGAGAGAGAGAGAGAGAGAGAGAGAGAGAGAGAGAGACAGACAGACAGACAGACAGACAGACAGACAGACACAGAGAGAGACAGACACAGAUACACAGAGACAGAGAGAAAGGGUCCCUGAUGGCAGGGACCUUUUAAACAGGUAUAGCGUGUGUGCACUAUAGGGAGAAUAUUUGGUGGCUGUGACCUCUGGUGCUGGGUGACUGAAGGCAGGCUGGGUGGUCCUUGGUUUACUAACAUUCCUCCUCUUAUAUAUCAUAAAAUGCGAGGAAAUAGGAAUGUGUGACUGGUGAGGCAGGAAUGGUGAUGUCAUGCUCUUUAGACUGCUUUCUGUUGUCUGGGGGCAUUGAUAUUUUCGUAUUGCUGCCUUGAGGACCAGUCUCCAGAGCUCAGGGCUUGAGUUGGUGGACCUCUGAGUUUUCUAUUUGAGGGAACAAAACUUAAUUCUCUGAGGCUGUCGAGAGAGGGAAAACACACACACACACACACACACACACACACACACACACACACACACACACACACACACACACUAUUAUGGUCUCUAUGAUCUUGUCUUAGUUCUUUAUUUAAUUUCUUUUUUAAAUUUCUUUAAAUUAUUUUCAUUUUACUUACCAACCACCAUUCCUCCUCCCAUUCCUCCUCCUGCUACCUGCCCCUUCCACCUUGCCCCAGCCCCCCUAUCUACUCCUCUAAAAGGGUAAGACUUUCCAUGGGAGUCAACAAAGCCUGGUACAUUCAGUUGAGGCAGGAUUAAGCACACACUCCACCCCCCGCACGCAUCAAGGCUGAGCAAGGCAUUCCACCAUAGGGAAUGGGAUCCAGAAAGCCAGCUCAUGCACCAGAGAUAGAUCCUGGUCACACUUCCAGGGGUCCCUCAAACAGACCAAGCUACAGAACUGUAUCCCACAUGCAGAGGGCCUAGUUGGUCCCAUGGAGGCUCCACAGCUGUCAGUUUAGAGUUCUUGAGUUCCCACAAGCUUGGUUCAGUUGUCUCUGUAGACUUCCCCAUCAAGAUCUCGAGCCCCACCCCCCUGCUCAUAUAAUCCCUUCUCUCUCUUUUCGACUAGACUCCUGGAGCUCAGCCUGGUGCCUGGCUGUGGAUCUCUGCAUCUGCUUCCAUCAGUUACUGGAUAAAGGCUCUAUGGUGACAGCGUAUUCACCAAUCUGAUUACAGGGGAAGGCCAGUCCUAUCAUCCUCUCCACUAUUUAUAGGAGUCUUAGCUGGGGUCAUCUUUGUGGAUUCCUGGGAAUUUCCCUAGCACCAGGUUUCUCUCUAACCUCAUAAUGGCUCCCUCUAUCAAGAUAUCACUUUCAUUGCUCUCCCUAUCCAUCUUUCCCCCAACUCAGCCAUCCCAAUCACUCAUUUUCCCAUCCCCUACAUUCUCCCCUCUACCCUUUACCCACUCCUGCACCCAAUUUAUCCAGGAGACCUCAUCGAUUUUCUAUUUCCAGAGUGACCCAUGCAUCCCUUUUAGUGUCCUACUUGUUAACUAGCUUUUCUGGAGCUGUGGGUUAUAGUCUGGUUAUUCUUUCCUUUACACCUAGUAUUCACUUAUGAGAGAGUACAUACCAUGUUUGUCUUUCUGAGUCUGGGUUACCUCACAGGAUGAUAUUUUCUAGUUCCAUCCAUUUGCCUGCAAAUUUCAUGAUGUCAUUGUUUUUUACAACUGAGUAAUAUUCCAUUGUGUAAAUGUACUAUGUUUUUUUUAUCCAUUCUUUGGUUGAGGGUCAUCUAGGUUGUUUCCAGGUUCUGGCUACUAUGAAAAAUACUGUGGUAUCAUUGAGCAUUCCUUGGGUAUAUGCCCAAGAGUAGUAUCAUCAGGUGUAGCACGAAUCUUGUUUUUUUUUAAAAUUUUUUUUAUCCAUUUAUUUUUUUUCUUAAGAAAUUUUAAAAUUUAUUUUACAUACCAAUCACAGAUCCCCCUCUUACCUCCUCCCGUCCCUCCCACCCCCAUUCCCUCCUACAACAAGGUAAGGCCUCCCAUGGGGAGUCAGCAGAACCUGGUACAUUCAGUAGAGGCAGGUUUAAGCCCCUUCCCCUGCCUCAAGGCUGAUGUAACAUGAAUCUUAAAAGGUCUUAUAAUAAAAAACCCAGAGCCAGAUAUUGGGAUGAAAGCUGAAAGAUCAGAGAAGCAGAGCAAGCCACAACUAAGCUCACCUCACCAACUCUUCAGCCAAUCCUGUUUCCUCAGACUGUAAGUCUCCGAGUCCACACUUGAUCUCAGCUGAACUGCUUUAGAUCCUGUUUCCUAACACCUUAUACAACUUUCUCCACCCUGCCAUUACUUCCUGUGUGCUUCCAAGUCCUGGGAUUAAAGGUGUCACUGCCUGGCUCUGUUUCCAGUGUGGCCUUGAACUCACAGAGAACCAGAGUGACAGGAUUAAGGGUGUGUACCACCACUAUCUGGCCUCUGUGUCUAGUCUAGUGGCUGGUUCUAUCCUCUGAUCCUCAAGGCAAGGUUUAUUAGGGUACACAAUAUAUCACCACAAUUGGGUCUUGAGGUAGAUUGAUUCCCAAUUUUCUGAGAAACUGCCAUACUGAUUUCUAAAGUGGCUAUACAAGUUUGCAUUCCCACCAACAGUGGAGGAGUGUUCCCUUGCUCCACAUCCUCUCCAAUGUAAGCUAUCCUGAGUGUUUUUGAUCUUAGCCAUUCUGACAGGUGUUAAGAUGAUAUCUCAGAGUCAUUUUGAUUUGCAUUUCCCUGAUGACUGAGGAUGGUGAGUAAUUCCGUAAAUGUCUUUCAGCCAUUUGGGAUUCUUCUGUUGAGAAUUCUCUGUUUAGAUCUGUACCCCAUUUUGUAAUCAGAUUAUUUGGUAUUUUGAUGUCUAAUUUGUUGAGCUCUUUAUAUAAUUUGGAGAACAGCCCUCUGUCAGAUGUGGGGCUGGUGAAGAUCUUUUCCCAUUCUGUAGCCUGUUGUUUUGUCUUAUUUACUGUGCCCUCUGCCUUACAAAAGCUUCUCAGUUUCAAGAGGUCCCAUUUAUUGUUGUUUUCAGUGUCUGUGCUACUGGUGUUAUAUUUAGGAAGUGGUCUCCUGUGCCAAUGCAUUCUAGGCUACUUCCUACUUUCUCCUCUAUUAGGUUCAGUAUAGCUGGAUUUAUGUUGAGGUCUUUGAUCCAUUUAGCUUUGAGUUUUGUGCAUGGUGACAGAUAUGGAUCUAUUUACAAUCUUCUACCUGUUGACAUCCAGUUAUGCCAGCACCAUUUGUUGAAGAUGCUUUCCUUUUUCCAUUGUACAUUUUAAGCUUCUUUUUCAAAAAUCAGGUGUUCAUAGGUGUGUGGGUUAAUGUCAGAGUCUUCAAUUUGAUUCCAUUGAUCCACGUGUCAGUUUUUAUGCCAAUAUCAAGCUGUUUUUAUUAUUAUAGCUCUAUAGUAGAGCUUGAAAUCAGGGAUAGUGAUGCCUCCAGAAAUUCCUUUAUUGUAUAGGAUUGUUUUAGCUAUCCUGGGUUUUUUAUUUUUCCAUAUGAUGUUGAGUAUUGUUCUUUUGUGGACUGUGAAGAAUUGGGUUGGGAUUUUUAUUGGGAUUGCAUUGAAUCUCUAGAUUGCUUUUCGUAAGAUUGCCAUUUUUAUUAUGUUGACCCUACCUAUCCAUGAACAUGGUAGAUCUUUCUAUUUUCUGAUAUCUUCUUCAAUUUCUUUCUUUAAAGACUUAAAAUUCUUGCCAUACAGGUCUUUCACUUGCUUAGUUAGAGUUACCCCAAGGUAUUUUAUAUUAUUUGUGGCUAUUGUAAAGGAUGAUGUUUCCCUGAUUUUUUUCUUACCUAUUUAUCAUUUUUUUUUUUGGAGCUGAGGACUGAACCCAGGGCCUUAUGCUUGCUAGGCAAGUGCUCUACAACUGAGCUUAAUCUCCAAUCUCUUAUCAUUUAUAUAUAGGUAGGCUACUGCUUUUUUUGAGUUAAUCUUGUAUCCCACCAGUUACUGAAGGUGCUUAUCAGCUGUAGGAGUUCCCUGGUAGGAUUUAUAGGGUCACUUAUGUAUACUAUUAUAUCAUCUGCAAAUAGUGAAAGUUUGACUUCUUCCUUUCCAAUUUGUAUCCCUUUGAUCUCCUUUUGUUGUCUUAUUGCUCUAGCUAGAACUUCAAGUACUAUAUUGAAUAUGUAUAGAGCAGUAGCCUCUAAUAUCUAGUAUAAGAUGAUACUUCCUGAAUUAAUUUUGAUAUUGCAUGUCUUGAAAUUAUCCUAUUUAUUCUAGAUUUUCCAGUUUAUUAUAUAUAAUAAACUUUCAAAACAUCUCAAAGUCA